GUACAUAAAUACAACUGUAAGCCGAAAGGCCUUGAGCGGCUGAGCACCUUGAAAUUGCAAUUCAGUGAAUCUUCAUUCUUUUCGACAUAUGUACAAGAGAAGUCUGCGACAACAUUUGCCCGCUCAUUUUUAAUAGAAAACUUUAAGGAAUCGAUUCCCUUUAAUUGCACUAAAUAUAUAGCACAAUGUGUCGACACGUAUCUGAAGAGUACAGUGAAAAAAUUGGUGCGUACGAAAAAUACCACACUGAACAUGGCGGUGACAUACAAGCACGCCGCGAUAUGUAUGCCGACAUGGUUAACAAGUAUUAUGAUCUAGCCACUGACUUCUAUGAAUGGGGUUGGGGCACGAGUUUCCAUUUUGCGCAUCGGUUGAUAGGCGAAACACACAAUGAAAGCAUAAAACGCCACGAACAUUACUUGGCACAUAAAUUGAGACUGGAGCCAGGUAUGAAGGUUCUAGAUGUCGGCUGUGGCGUUGGUGGCCCGUUACGUGAGAUCGCAUCAUUCUCCGGCGCUAGCAUCACUGGUUUAAACAACAAUGCAUACCAGAUUCAGCGUGGCACCGCCUAUAAUGUCAAAUCGGGUCAUGAUAAAAGCUGCGAUUUCAUGAAGGCAGACUUUAUGCAUGUUCCCAUGCCCAAUUGCUCCUUCGACGCCAUCUACCAGAUUGAAGCCACCUGUCACGCCCCCGAUAAGUUUGCCUGUUAUGCUGAGAUUUUUCGCUUACUGAAGCCCGGUCAGUGCUUUGGUGGAUACGACUGGUGCAUGACGCACAGAUUUGAUCCCGACAAUAUCGAACACGUCAAGAUCAAAUCUGACAUAGAGAUUGGCAAUGGAUUGCCUGAUGUUCUCACGACGAAGGAAUGUCUAGAAGCUCUGAAGAAGGCUGGUUUUGAGAUUAUCGAAUUUGCUGAUCUUGCGGAUACGGCCACCAUACCAUGGUAUGAGCCCUUUCAAGGUAGCUAUUACUCUUUGAGUAAUUUCAGAUCAUCAAUGAUUGGAAGGUUCGUUACGAAGUACUCGAUUUGGUCCAUGGAGAAGCUCGGUCUCGCCCCUGAGGGCACCGGGCGCACAGCUGCCAUACUCGAAACGGCAGCGCAUGGUCUUGUUGCCGGUGGGGAACAAAAACUGUUCACACCGAUGUUCUUUUAUCUAGCCAAGAAGCCAAUGAGGUGAAGUAAUUUGUACAUACAGUAGCUAUAUUAAUCCGGAGAAUCUCGCGACGUUCUCUCCCCAAACGUUGCAAAUGUAUGUACGAAAGCGAAAGCUGCAUCGAUAGACAACAAUGUAAGACCCGAUAGGUCAAUGAUGGAUUAGUAUAGUAGAAUUACAUUGUCCAGCAAUUGCAAAUGCCGUGGAAGCAGGUAUUUACUAGCAAAUAACUCGAGCGUGGCCAGCGGUAUUGCGCACUAGUUCUGUCAUUUUCUAGUGGAGAUCGAAGUAGAUAAAGCCACUGAUUUAAAGCUGGGGCCUUCAGGGAGUUGCCCUGAGAUCCAUUCUAUAAAGAAUGUCGACCCCGUUGCGACAACGGAGUGUAAUCCUGUACAAUUCCAACAGAAUAUAAAUAUCGUAUAUCGUCUAUAUCGAC
Messenger RNA from Sphaeroforma arctica JP610, 1590 nucleotides. RefSeq names its product cycloartenol-C-24-methyltransferase. Gene Ontology annotation, molecular function: sterol 24-C-methyltransferase activity. The transcript is spliced from 5 exons. The coding region runs from base 186 to 1178 and encodes 330 amino acids. Gene Ontology annotation, cellular component: endoplasmic reticulum. Lineage: Eukaryota; Ichthyosporea; Ichthyophonida. The record is from RefSeq and is a predicted model, not a curated record. Gene Ontology annotation, biological process: sterol biosynthetic process.